Molecule: messenger RNA, 1068 nt
Organism: Paramecium sonneborni
Lineage: Eukaryota; Ciliophora; Oligohymenophorea; Peniculida; Parameciidae
Source: the annotation of a GenBank genome assembly
AUGAAAUCAUUAUUUUUGUUUCUAUAUCUCUUUACAAUUAUAGUAGUUUGUCAAAAAACCAUUCCAUUAAGUAAAUUUCAAGACUUGAAGAAGAAGAAUAAUUUGAUUAUUAGUACAACUUAAAUUCAUAAAACAUAAUCUUAAAAUACUUAAUCUGAGGAUUUAUUGAAGAAGAGCUAACCAAAAAAAAAACCAUCAAAAUGGCAAUUUAAAGAAUCUCAGUUAUAAAUUUUAGAUCUUUUAAAACCUUUGUUUGGUGUAAUAAAAUUUAUAAUUAACGAUCUUAGUUAAGAAAAAAAGAUUAAAAUAGAGAUUAAAAUGGCAAAGUAAUAAAUCAAAAUAUGGAAAAAGAGAUUUAAUAAUCAAAUAAUACAGAAAAAAUUGUAAAUAAAAGCACGGAAAAUGAGCAAUUAUUAUAUAUAUGGGAUUAAAAAAUGGGGGAUUUUGAACCUGAAGUUACGCUAACUUUUGAUUUAAGUCCUGGAAGUAGUGAAGUAUUUUUCAAUUAAUUUUAAGGUAUUUUUCGAAGAAAUCUUAAAACCUACAACUAUAAAAGGAGCAUUUUUCAUUUCAUAAUUAUAGAAAGAAGAAAAAAUUGAUUUUUAUAUAAAAUCUUCAAAUAAUACAUUGAUUUAUUCAAAAGAGAGAGUAACAGAAGCAAUAUUUAAUAUUGAUCUUUUAGAAAAAGGAGAAUACUAAUUUACAUUUUAGAAUAAAAGAGUAUGAGAAUCGCUAUAAAUUUAGACAAAAAAAACAUAAACAAUUACAUUUACUUUAGAUGUACAUGAUUCAGAAUAGGAAUUUUUGAAAAUGGAAGAUUUAGACCCUUUAGCAUUAAAAAUAGAAAGAAUAGCAAUGGCUAUGAAAGUAUAAAUUAAAUAUAUAUAGGAUAAUUAUUAUUUUGAUAAAAUAACAGGAUAACAAUUUGAAGGUUAUUUAAGAGAAAUCUAAAAUUCAAAUAAUAAAUUGUUUUUGUUUAGUUUUAUUGAAAUUGUAGGUCUAAUCUUUAUUACAAUUUGGUAGGUGUACUACUUAAAAAGAAUUUUAGGUAAUCAAAAAUUAUUUUGA